UGGGCAUAAUAUCUUUAUUUUACGUUUAUGUGGUGCUGGGGAUCGAAUCUAGUGCCUCAUGCAUGGUAGGCAAGCACACUACCACUGAGCCACAACCCCAGCCCCCCCAAAAUCCAAAAUUUUUACCCAGGCUUCCUCUGGUAGACAGGUCCCCAACACUUCCCAGAGUUUCGCAAGUCUAGCUCAAAUCCCCAGCUCUCUAAUCACAUAAUUGGUCUUUCUAGUAUGACCAGCCUCCCUCAGUAUAAACUCAGGGAGUCAAGGUGGCAACCAUGAAUAACAAUGACACUCCUAAUACCUGGGAAAUUCCAAGGUUUUAUCUCCCAGGAACCAGCGGCAAGAGCCAGACACAGUCUCUAUAAUUCAGCAAUGGUGAAGAAGGGAAGAGGUCAGGAUCAGUUUUUGCGAUCAUUCAGCCAAUAUCUGUGGAGCAGCUGCUAGGGCCAAAGAGUUCUAGAAACUCAGAAGGGGUAAAGCAGAUACCUACUGAGGACCUCCUGGAGCCCAUGUCCCCUGGAAGAAAACAACAAUGAAGAUCAGAAAGCCACAUGGUGCGUUAGAAGGUGACAAGUAUGAAGUGGGGACCCGGCCACAGGCAUGAGGGGCUCUCGGCAGAGAUGAUAGUGCUGGCGCCAGCCUGGAGCCCAAUUUCCUCACUGCUGCUGCUGCUGCUGCUGAGCCCUGGCCUCCGGGGGACCCCCGACUGCUCCUUCAAGCACAGCCCCAUCACAUCUACUUUUGCAGCCACCAUCCGCAAGCUGUCUGACUACCUGCUUCAGGAUUACCCAGUCACUGUGGCCUCCAACCUGCAGGACGAAGAACUCUGCAAGGCGCUGUGGCAGCUGGUACUGGCUCAGCGCUGGAUGGAGCAACUCAAAACUGUGGCCGGGUCUCAGAUGAAAAUCCUCCUGGAGGACGUCAACACUGAAAUACACUUUGUCACCUUAUGUGCCUUCCAGCCCCUCCCCAGCUGCCUUCGCUUCGUCCAGACCAACAUCUCCCACCUCCUGCAGGACACCCUCAAGCAGCUGGUGGCUCUGAAGCCCUGGAUCACCCGCCGGAAUUUCUCUCGGUGCCUGGAGCUGCAGUGCCAGCCCGACUCCUCCACCCUGCCGCCCCCAAGGAGUCCCCGGGCCUUGGGGGCAACAGCACUGCCAGCCCCUCAGUCCCACCUGCUGUUCCUGCUGCUGCUGCUGCCCGUGGCCCUGCCACCACUGGCCGCUCUCUUGUGCCUACGCUGGAGAAGGGUGAAUGGCCGCCCUGCCCCUCAGGACACUGAGGCCCAGCAAGAGGAGUCACCUAUCAGAGGACACACGCCCAGUACACAGAGGAAGGCGGCUACAGACUGGUCCCUUCCUAGGCACCAUUGCCCCUCAGGAUGGAGGGUACGCCAGAACUCAGCCCUCUGUAUAAAGCCCUUGUCCCCAUGAACUUGUAUAUAAAUCAUUAUUUUCUACCA
Messenger RNA from Marmota monax (woodchuck), 1459 nucleotides. RefSeq names its product fms related receptor tyrosine kinase 3 ligand (gene Flt3lg). Lineage: Eukaryota; Metazoa; Chordata; Mammalia; Rodentia; Sciuridae. Gene Ontology annotation, biological process: positive regulation of cell population proliferation. The coding region runs from base 573 to 1430 and encodes 285 amino acids. The record is from RefSeq and is a predicted model, not a curated record. Gene Ontology annotation, cellular component: membrane; cell surface. The transcript has 8 exons. Gene Ontology annotation, molecular function: cytokine activity; receptor tyrosine kinase binding.